Molecule: messenger RNA, 2328 nt
Organism: Iphiclides podalirius (scarce swallowtail)
Lineage: Eukaryota; Metazoa; Arthropoda; Insecta; Lepidoptera; Papilionidae
Source: the annotation of a GenBank genome assembly
AUGUCCAAAGAGAGCGUUGUUGACUCUCCAAAUGUUGAUAGUGUCGACGUAGACGGUUUGGAGCAAGAAAUUAUAUUGAAAAGUGGUUCAAACAGUGACUCAGGGCUGGAUGUUGAAGAACUAAGUUCUAUUACUCAAACAAUUUCUUCAGACUCUGACGUAUCACCUCUCAAAUAUUUAGGAACUUGUAAAGAUGACCGCGAUGAACAUGAAAAUGUUGAAACCCCUCGAAACGAAAGCGAGGCACAGAGGGCCCCAAGUAAGAACCCCAAGCAAAUAGUUAAUGGUAAAGUUAUGAAUGACAUAUUUGAAGAUGCAAUUGAUGUGCAGCCGGAAAAUUCCAGUGGUUCUGAAAAAAUAACUGAAGAACUAAAAAGUGUAAAUAUGAAUGAAAUAAAAGCAUCAGAUAUUAAUGGUGAAGAUGAUCCUGUGGCGAAAAACAAUGUGUUGAAGCUGCAAGUGGAAUCUUUAGAAAGAAUGCUGUUUGAACAGAGAAAGGAAAAUGCAAUUUUACGGGAGAGAGUUAAGCAGCAAGUUGAUGACCUACAUGCAAGAGACCAGAGGUUCAAAGAAAUGGAGAACAAGUUGGAUUUGAUGAGCAAGCGAGUCGAGCAGGCGCAGAAGGACGCUAACGCGGCCGUGAUGAGGUACGCGGGCGCGGAGUGCGCCGCCAUAGAGGGCAAGAAGGCGGCGGAAGCUGCUAGAAAGGCCCAGCAAGCGGCUGCCGCUGAGUGCGAUCUACUAGCCGCCAAGCUCAAGUCGGCCCACACAGAGAAGCAGCGCAUAUGCCAGCUGUACGACGACAAGUGCCACGAGCUGCAGAACAGCGACAGAGAGGUAGCCAAGCUUCGCGAGGACUUGAAGGAACUGGAGGGCAGAUUGAAGUGGACCCAGAGCAAGCUAAGAAUGGAGAUGGACGCCUACAAGGAGUCCUCGGAACGCGCCGAGAAACUAGGCCAGCAAAUGGCCGAGCUCGAGGCGGCUAAGAGCGCUGCGGCUGCGGGCGCCAGCGAUUCCGCCCGCGCCAAAGCUCUCGAGGCCGAACUGAAGGAGAGCCAAGCGGCGCUGAUACUCUGCCGCCAUGAGAAAGACGAGCUCGAAAGGAGGCUGUCUUCCACUGCCCAGCAGCUGGAGACGUGCAGGAGGGAGCGGGACGAGGCCAGUGUUGCCCUCUCCAGCGCCAAUGACGAGGUGGAGAAGCUGAAGGCACACAAUCUUCGGCUGGAGGAGGAGGCAGCUGAGUUGGCAGCCCUGAGGGCGCAGGCGGCACUCGCCGAUACCCUCAGCUCACAGCUACAACGCGAGACGGAGCGCGCGUGCCGGGCGGAGGAGGCGCUGGGCGCGGAGCGGGCGCGCGCCGAGACGUGCGCCCGCCGCGAGGCGGCCGCGCUCGAGCACGCGGCGCGGCUCACCGCGCAGCACGUGGCGCAGCGGGCGCGCAGCGGCGAGCACGAGGCCAAGGCGCAAGCGCUCUCUGCGGACAACGCGUCGCUGCGAGAGCGCGCCGAAACGCUACAGUCGGAGGUCGAGCGGCUGAGCGCCUCGCUCGCAGAGGAGGAAGCGCGCAGGCAGAGGGAGAACCGCGUGCUGGCGCGGAAGGUGGCCGAACUAACGGAGGAAGUGGCGGACGUCGGCAAGCGUUUGGAGUGGGAGAAGGGCGAGAACAGUGUGCUCAAGAAGAAGCACUCCAGUGCCAUAAAGGAGCUGAACCGCGAGCUGCAGAGGGCGCUAAAGCGAGGCGAUCAGCUGGAGGCGAAGCUGCAGCAGUUCAACGCAGCCUCAACCAGGACCGGUUCCAUCACGUCCUUGAGCAGCGGGGAAGGUGGUGCCAGCGACGAGAAGACGCAGAACGGGUUGGCAGACACCGUUCCGGAUGUUCAGGCCCGCGAGCCGGGCAGGCAGGCGCUGAUCGAGAGGAUAGUGUCGCUGCAGCGCGCCGCCGCGAGGCGGGCGGAGCGCUGCGAGUUCCUCGAGGAGCACGCGCGCCAGCUGACGAGCGAGCUGCGGGGCAAGGCGCGCCUGCUGAGGCACCUGCUCGCCUCGCAGCCGGCGGGCGCCGUCGCGCCGCCGCGCAGCGACGCCAACAAGUUGGCAAGGAAAUUGACAAAGAAGGAGAUAGCGAAACUCGGCGGUGGCGCCAUGGCGGCCAUCUGGGGCGGGGACCCGGGCGGCAUGACCCUGGAUCUCUCCCUGGAGAUGAACAAGAAGCUCCAGGCGCUCCUGGAGGACACGCUCCUGAAGAACAUCACGCUGAAGGAAAAUAUUGACACCCUUGGCGAGGAGAUUGCGAGGUUAAAAGCGGAGAAGAGUUCUUCUACAGAGAACAUA